Messenger RNA from Carcharodon carcharias (great white shark), 1821 nucleotides. RefSeq names its product transcription factor AP-1-like. Gene Ontology annotation, cellular component: transcription regulator complex. The coding region runs from base 417 to 1367 and encodes 316 amino acids. Gene Ontology annotation, biological process: regulation of cell population proliferation; regulation of cell cycle; regulation of transcription by RNA polymerase II. The record is from RefSeq and is a predicted model, not a curated record. Gene Ontology annotation, molecular function: DNA-binding transcription factor activity, RNA polymerase II-specific; transcription factor binding; RNA polymerase II cis-regulatory region sequence-specific DNA binding. NCBI's taxonomy places the organism in Eukaryota, Metazoa, Chordata, Chondrichthyes, Lamniformes, Lamnidae. The transcript has a single exon.
CUUCACAAGAAAGUGCAUCAGACUGGAGAAUGUUACUGUAGUACAGACCCAGAGACUCCCAGCUCGCUUCCUGGAACAGAGAUACUGGCUGCCAGCUCGCACCAUCACCAGUUAACAUUCAUCCACAAGCAGAACAAGAGGGGGGAAAAAAAAAAAAGCACACUUGUGUUUACCAACUCCGCUUGCGGAUUUUGUGAAGACGCCUGGCUUGAAAGGGGAGUCGCUGCUGCGGACAGUUUGUUGUUGCUUGUGAAGACAGGGUGAUAACGAGGACGUAUUCUGGCUGCUGGGGAGAGGACUUUGCACUUGCCCUCCUCCCGAACAGGUCCUACCCAAGAGGGGACUGACUCUCUUUAAGAACAGCUCUCUCUCUCUCUCUCUCUCUCUCAGCACUACAGAUUUUGUGUUGCUUUUCUAUGUCUACAAAAAUGGAGCAACCAUUUUACCACGAUGAUACCUUCCUGGCCGGCUACGCGAGUUCAGAGAGCGGUCUCCAUGACUACGGCUCCAAAUACUUAAAGCAGAACCUCAACCUGAACCUGGUUGACCCGUCCAGGUCCCUCAAGCCUCACCUGCGGAGCGUGGAGGACAACCUGCUGAAUGCCCCCGAUGUGGGGCUCCUGAAGCUAGCCUCUCCGGAGCUGGAGCGCCUGAUCAUCCAAUCCAGCAAUGGGGUGAUCACCACCACGCCCACCCCCGGGCAAUACUUCUGCGGGCGGAACAUCACAGACGAGCAGGAAGGCUUCGCAGACGGCUUCGUGAAGGCGCUGGAGGAGCUACACAAGAUCAACCAUGUGGCGCCCAAUGUGUCCAUCUCCAACCCUGGCAUGAGUUGCAGCGCCGCCCCCAACAAUGCCUACGGCUCCUCGGUGCCUACCGAGGUGCCCCCCGUCUACACCAACCUCACCGCCUACAACACCUCCAACACUAUCUCGGCGGCCGGCGGCAGCUACCCCACCGCCACCAUCAGCUACCUGCCCCAGCCCCACGCCUACAACCUGCCGGCCGUGCCCGUGGGUCACCCCCGGCUGCAAACCCUCAAGGAGGAGCCUCAGAUCGUGCCCGAGGUGCAGAGCCGCGGCGAGACCCCGCCGCUCUCCCCCAUCGACAUGGAGAACCAAGAGCGCAUCAAGGCCGAGAGGAAGCGCAUGAGGAACCGGGUGGCGGCCUCCAAGUGCAGGAAGAGGAAGCUGGAGCGGAUCGCCAGGCUGGAAGACAAGGUGAAGACCCUGAAGUCCGACAACGCCGGCUUGGCCUCCACCGCCACCGUCUUGAGGGACCAGGUCUCUCAGCUCAAACAGAAAGUCAUGACUCACAUCAGCAGUGGCUGCCAAAUAGUAUUAACUCAAAAACUACAGGGCUUCUGAGACAGAGCGCGCAGAAUAACGCGAAAAAAAAAGACUGAAGUUUUUCUUCAGAAAGAAAGAAGAGGGAGGGGGUGGGGGGUAAAAGAAGCUUUUGUAAAUCGCACUGGAACUCCCUGGUCCGGUCUGAAGUGGGACUUUAUCUCGACAGAACUUAACAAGCCUGUACACCGGGUAACAGAGGCAGAGAGAACUGUCCAGUGUACAAGGGCAGGCCAAACUCCCGCAAGAAGGGGGAAAAAAAAGUCUUUUUUUUUCCCCUUUGGACUUGACAUAUUAAAGGACACUGAAAUGUCUCUCUCGAAGCUGCACACGAGUUAAUUUGUAAAUUAUUAUUUCAUCAUGUUUUUUUUUUAAAAUGAUUUCCUGGUUUAGUUUGUAACAAACUGUGCUAAAGUUGUGUUUUUUUUGACAAGUUCAUGUUUUAAGUAUUUAAGUAAAUGUUUUGAACUGUGAA